CCCGUCCCGAGCUGCGCGUGCGGAACGAGCCCCCUCUGCAGGCUGCAGCCCCAGCGCCCGGCGCGAUGUCGGUGACGUUUGAGGAUGUGGCCAUGUAUUUCUCCCCAGCAGAAUGGGUGCUGCUGGGCGAGGAGCAAAAGCAACUUUACAGACACGUCAUGUGGGAAAAUUACCAGACUCUGGUCUCAUUAGGAAUCCAAGCCCCCAAGCCAGUGGUGAUCUCCAGCAUAGAGCGAGGAGAAAAUCUGUGUGGGCCGGGUCCUAUAGAAGAUGAAGAUGGGGACAUCCUGAGAGGAACCCACCCAGAUUUUCCAGAUGCAGAGGAGACCUGGGACUGGUCAGCAAUUGAAAGCUCCUUGGGCUUCUUCCUCACACAAAGCUCUUUCCCUGGAGCAGCAGGGGCAAGGAACCUGAGCAGGGCUGAGGGGCAGACUCCUGAGGAAGAUUCUGGCAACCUGGAGUCACCCAGCCCUUUCCCAGGAACAUCAGUGGAGAGCCAUUCCCAGAAAACUGAGCGGGGAAGGCACCGCAAGAGGCAGUGCAGGCUCCAAAGGCAGAGGAAGCACCUGACUAGAAAGGAGUCAGGAACCCGAAGAGGCCAUCAGAGGAGAUCCAGGCCACAUCUAAAGCCUCCUGCAGAGGGAAAAGCUGAGCCCAGAAAGACCCUAUAUACCUGCCGUGUGUGCAGGGAAGAAUUCAAGGUGCAGAGAGAACUGAUAAGCCACCACUGGACGGUUCAUAGGAGACACAAACUGUAUCACUGUAGCGAGUGUGGGGAGAGCUUUAGGAGAAAGAAAGAUUUCAGGGCACAUGGGAAAGCUCACAGAAAGAAGAGAGACCAUCCCUGUUCUGAAUGUGGGAAGAUAUUCAACCGGUUAUCGCAUCUCAUUGCCCACCAGAGAAUACAUACGGGAGAGAGACCCUAUUGCUGUGCUGAGUGCGGAAAAAGAUUCGUCCAUAUAUCAGCUCUUAACAGCCACAAGAGAGUCCACUCAGGAGAGAGACCCUAUGCCUGCGCUGAGUGUGGAAAGCGAUUUAUGAAUUCUUCAGCAUUUCGUAAUCAUCAGGCAAUCCACUCAGAAAAGAGACCCCAUCGCUGUAACCAAUGUGGGAAAGGCUUCAAAGUUGCUUCAGGUCUUACUAGACACCUGAAAAUCCACAGCGAAGAGAGACCCUUCUUGUGCCACGAGUGUGGGAAAAAAUUUUGCCUACGAGAACAUCUCAUUAGACAUCAGAUGAUCCACACUGGGGAGCAGCCCCAUUGCUGUGCUGAGUGUGGGAAAAAAUUCAGUCUCCUUCAAAGUCUCAGGAGACACUGGGAAAUCCAUAGCACGGAGAGACUCCAUCGCUGUGCUGAGUGUGGGAAAAUAUUCGGUCAUCCAAACAGUCUCACUAGACACAAGAGAGUACACACUGGGGAACUCUAUCGCUGCACUGACUGUGGAAAAGGCUUUGUCCGUCUACAACAUCUCACUCGCCACCAGAGAAUCCACACUGGAGAGAAACCCUAUUGCUGCACUGAGUGUGGGAAAAGUUUCACCCAAUUGUCAGGCCUUAUUAACCACCAGAGAAUCCAUUCAGGAGAGCGACCCUAUCCCUGCACACAGUGUGGGAAGUGCUUUGCUCACUCAUCAUCUCUCACUGAACAUCUGAAAAUCCAUUCAGGAGAGCGACCAUAUUCCUGCAUACCUUGUGGGAAGCACUUUGCUCGCUCAUCAUCUCUUACUCAGCAUCGAAGAACCCACCCAGGAGAGCAACCAUAUUCCUGCGCUCAAUGUGGGAAGCGCUUUGCUCGCUCAUCAUAUCUUACUAAACACCAGAGCACCCACUCAGAAUAGAGACGCCUGACCCUUGUUUUUGAUGGAGGGAACUUCUUCAAUCUCUCACUUCACCUUGUUCCCAAAGCCUGUAAAAGAGGGAGAACUUGCUCCCACUCUGAAAUGUUCCCACCUCUUCACUAAGUAGACACAAGCUUAGGUGCUGGGUUUGUUAAAAUUAUUUUGUGUAGUCCUGGAGAUGGAAGCAUUUAACCCUAGAGGUACCGAAACAUUCCAUUGUGGGCAUUAUGGGCUGCAGCUGGGACAGAGAUGAUUGGUGUCAGGACUGCACUUUGGAGUCCACAAAUCAAUCAAACAGCCACAAAACAAAUUGAUCAGCAGUACCAGGCCAGUGUCUCCCUGUUCCUCAAGUGGGGAAAUCCGUGGCUGUGCCUGUCUGUCGGAGGGCGAUGAUGAGAUGCGACUUUAUGUCACUGUUGUCUCAUCGUUCUUGGAGGGAAUAAAAUAAUACAAGAGAAUGAUGAGUCUGAAAUGGCUGCGCUGCCGUGUGUGUAGGUGAAGACCUGCAAUUUUCCCUGCAGUGCUGACUUUAUC
Molecule: messenger RNA, 2372 nt
Organism: Terrapene triunguis (Three-toed box turtle)
Lineage: Eukaryota; Metazoa; Chordata; Testudines; Emydidae
Product: gastrula zinc finger protein XlCGF57.1-like
Exons: 5
Coding region: 66-1838 (590 amino acids)
Biological process (GO): regulation of transcription by RNA polymerase II
Cellular component (GO): nucleus
Molecular function (GO): DNA-binding transcription activator activity, RNA polymerase II-specific; RNA polymerase II cis-regulatory region sequence-specific DNA binding
Source: RefSeq, a predicted model, not a curated record